AUGAUUAAUUGGUUGUUUUUCAACAUUCUCUUUGUGGGAAUUUAUGCACAAACUGAUGAUGGCUGUGCACAAAAAAUAUCAGAUAAUCACUGUAUCUCAUGUAAAAACGGUUAUUACCUUGAAUUGGUUGUAGAAUCUGGAUCAGCAAUUCCAAAACUUAUAUGUAAGAAGUCAGAACCAAUUUCAAAUUGUGCUGAUUCAGAUGGACCUGUAUGUGUGAGAUGCAACGAUGGUUUUUAUGUAGAUGAAAGUGGUACUUGUAAGUCUUGUAAUAAUGAAAGUACUAAUGAAAAUAUUAAAUGUUUACAUUGUAAUAGCACUCACUGUUAUGAAUGUGGUAAAACCAGUGAUGGUAAACAACUGUAUCUAUCUAAUGAUCAAACAACGUGUAUUGAUUGCUCACUUGCUGAGAAUAAUGAGGCUUGUGGAAGAUGUGGUAAUGGAAAAUAUUUUGAUGUAGAUUCAAAGACUUGUCAGAGUUGUUCUGCUAAUUGUGAAUUGUGUACUGAGAAAAAUAAUUGUUUCCAAUGUACUAACAAAUCAAUAUUAGUCAAUGACUCCUCAAAAUAUUGGUGCGAGCCAAUUAAACAUUGCAAAGAUGACUAUCUUAAGGAAGAUCAUUGUGAACUUUGUGAAGAUGGGUAUAGAAUAGAAAAAGGUGAUUGUGUUCCAUGUGAAGAUAAGAAUUGUAAGACAUGUUACCAAGAAGAUAAUUUGUCAGUAUGUACAAUUUGUAAUGAGAAUUUCAUUGUUCAUAAAGGUAAAUGUUAUGACAAAAAGGAUUUACAUUGUGCUGAAGGAACAUCCACAUACGGUUGUUUAGAGUGUGAUCCUGGUUACUUCUUUACUGAAGAACUUGAUUGUAUAGAAUGUUCAAAAAGCUGUGGAACUUGUGUUCAAAAUGCAAGUCAUUGUUUGUCAUGUGCUGAUGGCUAUUAUUUCUCAAAGGAUAAUAGUGAGUGUAUCGAAAAAGAUGGUGAUUGUUCAUUGGCUGAUCAAGCAGGAUGUAAAGAAUGUUUUAAUGAUCUUAGUGAGGAAGGUUUAAAAAAACCUGGAUAUUUUGUUAGAAAAGGUGAACAAAUAUGUAGUCAAUGUAAUAAAUAUUGUAAACUUUGUGAUGGUGAAGAAUAUAAUUGCUCUGCAUGUAUUAAUGAUUAUGUUCUAGCCAAAAACACAACUUCAAAUGACAAUGACGAUAUGUAUUAUUGUGAACAAAAACCAAGCUCAUGUAAACUAGUAGUCAGAGUUGUUUAA
This is a messenger RNA of Entamoeba nuttalli P19, 1254 nucleotides long. RefSeq names its product tyrosine kinase, putative. Lineage: Eukaryota; Evosea; Mastigamoebida; Endamoebidae. The record is from RefSeq and is a predicted model, not a curated record. Bases 1 to 1254 code for a protein of 417 amino acids. The transcript is spliced from 2 exons.